This is a messenger RNA of Phragmites australis (common reed), 1753 nucleotides long. RefSeq names its product UBP1-associated protein 2C-like. Bases 108 to 1439 code for a protein of 443 amino acids. The transcript has 2 exons. Gene Ontology annotation, molecular function: RNA binding. The record is from RefSeq and is a predicted model, not a curated record. Lineage: Eukaryota; Viridiplantae; Streptophyta; Magnoliopsida; Poales; Poaceae.
CAGGUCCAUCAAAAUCCCCUCCCCUCCCGUCCCGUCCCCUCCCCUCCCGAGUCCCGACCUCGGCCGCCGCUGCAUCGCCAAGCCCUAGCUAGGGUUUUGCCGCCUCCAUGGAUCACUUCUCCAAGAAGCGGAAGCCCGAUGAGAACGGCGCUUCCCCCGCCGGCGGGGCCGCCGCGCUGGGCCUCACCCGCGACGACGUACUCCGCCUCCUCGAGCCGCUCUCCCGGGACCAGCUCGCCGACAUCGCCGCGGCGGCGGCGCUCGUCUCGGUCGCCGCGCUCGACGCCGUCCGCGCGGCCGCCGACCGCGACCCGGCCCUCCGCAAGCUCUUCGUGCGCGGGCUAGGCUGGGAGACCACCUCCGACUCGCUCCGCGCCAUCUUCUCCGCCUACGGUGACCUCGAGGAGGCCGUCGUCAUCACCGACAAGUCCACAGGCCGGUCCAAAGGCUACGGGUUCGUCACCUUCCGCCACGCCGACUCCGCCGUCCUCGCCCUCAAGGAGCCAUCCAAGAAGAUCGACGGCCGGAUGACCGUCACGCAGCUUGCCGCCGCCGGCGCGGCCGGCGGGCCGUCCGGUGGGGCCGCCGGCAGCGGCGGGGCUCCCCCGGCUGACGUGUCCCUCCGGAAGAUCUUUGUUGGGAACGUCCCUGCCGAUAUGCCAUCCGAUCGCCUCCUCUCGCACUUCGCUGCCUAUGGCGAGAUCGAGGAGGGGCCGCUGGGGUUCGACAAGCAGACGGGCAAGUUCCGUGGCUUUGCGCUCUUCGUGUACAAGACACCUGAGGGUGCGCAGGCCUCACUAGUGGACUCGGUGAAGGUGAUUGACGGCCACCAACUUGUAUGCAAGCUUGCAAUAGAAGGGAAGAAGGGGAAACAGGCACAACCACAGCAAUCCGGGCCUGCCGCCCAGCAGCAGCAGCAGCAGAUGCUGCAGGGUGGCCCGCAGGACAUGCCGGGUUCUGGGCUUGGGCUUGGUGGGCCACAGAUGGGUGCGCAGUAUGGUGGCCCUGGGAGUGGUAUGCCCUCGUUCGGUGCAUUUGGUGGUGUUGGCGGCGGGCUCGGAGGUCCAAACCCUUAUGGAAACUUGCCAUCUUCUAUGGGUGGAGGUGGUGCGGGUGGUUUAGGGUCGUUGGGAAGCCAGAUGCCUUCCGGGGCUGGCGCAUAUGGUGCUGGGGGAUUGGGUGGUGGCUCUUUUGGUGGAUCAUCUCAAUUUGGUGCUGCUGGGAUGGGGGCUUAUGGCGGCCUAGGAAUGGGAGGAGCUUCACAGCUGUACCGCAUGCAACAGGGAGCAGGUGGGAUGCCUUCAGGCGGCUAUGGUGAGGGUGGGAACUACCCUCUUCCAGGAUCUGGUUUCCGGGGUCAGGACACUCAAGCUGGGAUGUCACCUGGGCCAGUUGGCAGGGCUCCUCCUAUGUACCCCAACGUGCCGCCUUACUUCUAAGUGAAUGUGUGACUCAGGUGUGUGACAACUCUUGGGAGCAUAUGCUUUGAAAUGGUUGUGCUGAAUUCAGAAGUGUUGUCUGCUUACAUGGAUGUCUUGCAUAUUCUGGCUACCUCUGAUCUGGAUUCUGGAAUGCAGUUUGCUCUCUCAAUUUUCGCUGUUAAGGGAUCAAGCUAGCUUAGUGUUUCCUGAUAAUGCUUCACAUGUACUUUCUUAUGACUGCUUUGCAGUUUCCUGUUUACAUAAACAAGUGAAGUGGCAUUUACUCUAUUGUGUUGUUUAUUUUCGCAUUAUCAUAUGAUGUCCCUUUAUUA